AUGAAUAACCAGCAGCAGCGAAACGCUGGGGACCCUGAGCACCCACCCCAACUCUGGGCGCACCGGCCUGGAGGCCUCGGCGCGCAUCUUAGUCCUGCAGCCCGGAGCGACACUCCGCGGACCCCCUGGCCGGGCGGGCCGGGAUCCCCGGGCUCCGGGCAGCGGCUGGACGGCUGGACAGCGCUCUCGCCAAGGCGGCCGGGCCCGCCCCUGGGGGUGGCGCUGGGAGUGGUCACGUGGCGGGGAGCCCCUUUCCCCACCCCCAGCCGCCCCGCCCGCCCCCGCGCUCGGGGCCCUCCGCCCGGCCGCAGAGCCAGCAGCCGCGGGCGCAGCGGGGUCGGGGGCGCCGCGUUGCUGCAGCUGGGGCGGCCCCCGCCAGCCGAGCCGCCGCCGCCGCCGAGCAGCCCGGAGCGCGGCGACAGCGACAGCACCAUGGACCUGUCCUUUAUGGCCGCGCAGCUGCCCAUGAUGGGGGGCGCCUUCAUGGACUCGUCCAGCGAGGACUUCAGCGCCGAGUACCCGCUCUUCGCCGCCUCCAACCACGUGCCCGCGGCGCCCGCGCCCGGGGCCGCCGACGACGCGGGCCGCUCCUCGCACGACGCUGUGCUGCUCUGGAUCGCCGUCAUCGCCACGCUGGGCAACAUCGUGGUGGUGGGGGUGGUCUACGCCUUCACCUUCUGACGCGCGGGGGGCGCGCGGCCGGGCCGGCAGCCGCCUGGCAGAGGGUUCUAGAAACUGCACCAUCGGUGGGUGGGCCAGUGCGCGCUGCCGGCUGGACGGAAGGGGCCCUGGAGGGGCUUGUUGGGAGUGCGGGGCGGGGGCGGGGCGGUGUAGACGGGGGCGCCCCCACUGAGGCUGCUGCUGGGAGGGCCCCCCCAUCCCUCCGAGACCCGCGGGAGAGAGGGGUGCCGAGGGAGGGGUGGGUGGCUUUACAUGCGAUGCCGCUUUCCCUCUCACCCAGGGACGGUGUGCGGGGGGGUGGGGUGGGGGUGGGCAGGUGACCGUCCCCCCCACCCCGCCCCUGCGCCUGCCCCCUCGAGCCCCGUGAAGGCCCCGCGGGUCUCAGCAGCGUGGCCCGAGCUGCCCAGCAGGAUGACCGAGUGUCACCAGGCGCGCCCGCCUGCCCCGCUGAGCAUUGCGAGCCCCCCCGCCCCCUGCCCCCCCCCGUAACAUUAAAAUAAAAAUAUGACAAAGAGCUGCCGGGCCCCGAG
Molecule: messenger RNA, 1211 nt
Organism: Sorex araneus (European shrew)
Lineage: Eukaryota; Metazoa; Chordata; Mammalia; Eulipotyphla; Soricidae
Gene: C3H14orf132
Product: chromosome 3 C14orf132 homolog
Exons: 3
Coding region: 1-681 (226 amino acids)
Source: RefSeq, a predicted model, not a curated record